AUGGAGCAGCUCAAGACCAUCGGGCGGGAGCUCGCCAUGGGCUCCCAGGGCGGCUUCGGCCAAUCCAAGGAGUUCCUCGACCUCGUCAAGUCCAUCGGCGAAGCCCGAUCCAAGGCCGAAGAGGAACGCAUCGUCCUCCACGAGAUCGAAACCCUAAAACGCCGCCUCGCCGAGCCUGACAUCCCCAAACGCAAGAUGAAGGAGUACCUCAUCCGCCUCGUCUACGUAGAAAUGCUCGGCCACGACGCCUCCUUCGCUUACAUCCACGCCGUCAAGAUGACUCACGACGACAAUCUCGUCCUCAAACGCACCGGCUACCUCGCCGUCUCUCUCUUCCUCAACGACGACCACGACCUCAUCAUCCUCAUCGUCAACACCAUCCAGAAAGACCUCAAAUCUGAUAACUACCUCGUCGUAUGCACCGCGCUCAACGCCGUUUGUAAGCUCAUCAACGACGAGACUGUUCCCGCCGUUUUGCCACAGGUCGUGGAGCUGCUGGCGCAUCAGAAGGAGGCGGUGCGGAAGAAGGCGAUCAUGGCGCUGCAUAGGUUUUACCAGAAAUCGCCGUCGUCGGUUUUGCAUCUGGUGUCGAAUUUCCGGAAGCGGCUCUGUGAUAAUGAUCCUGGAGUCAUGGGAGCCACGCUGUGCCCGUUGUUUGAUCUCAUUACGAUUGAUGUGAAUACUUAUAAGGAUUUGGUGGUUAGCUUUGUCAGCAUUUUGAGGCAAGUUGCGGAGCGGAGGUUGCCUAAGACGUAUGACUACCAUCAGCUUCCUGCGCCUUUUAUUCAGAUCAGGUUGUUGAAGAUUUUGGCAAUGUUGGGGAGCGGGGAUAAGCAAGCGAGUGAGAAGAUGUAUACGGUAGUCAGUGACAUAUUUAAGAAGUGUGAUUCCACGAGUAAUAUAGGAAAUGCGGUUCUUUACGAGUGUAUUUGUUGCGUUUCUGCAAUACAUCCGAAUCCUAAGUUGUUAGAUCAGGCUGCUCAAGUCAUCUCAAGAUUUUUGAAGAGUGACAGUCAUAAUUUGAAAUAUAUGGGAAUUGAUGCUCUUGGUCGACUGAUCAAGAUCAGUCCAGAGAUAGCUGAGCAACACCAGUUGGCUGUCAUUGAUUGCUUAGAGGACCCAGAUGAUACUUUGAAGCGAAAAACAUUUGAACUGUUGUAUAAGAUGACCAAGUCCUCCAAUGUGGAGGUGAUUGUUGACCGCAUGAUUAGUUACAUGAUAAGCAUUAAUGAUAAUCAUUACAAAACAUAUAUAGCAUCUCGAUGCGUGGAGCUUGCUGAGCAAUUUGCUCCAAGCAAUCAAUGGUUUAUCCAGACCAUGAAUAAAGUCUUUGAACAUGCUGGAGAUUUGGUGAAUGUUAAGGUGGCACAUAACUUGAUGAAAUUGAUUGCUGAGGGAUUUGGAGAGGAUGAUGAUACUGCAGAUAGUCAGUUAAGAUCAUCUGCGGUGGAAUCAUAUUUGCGCAUAAUUGGAGAGCCAAAGCUUCCGUCUGUAUUUCUUCAGGUCAUUUGUUGGGUUUUGGGAGAAUAUGGAACUGCUGAUGGAAAGUAUUCUGCUUCAUAUAUCACUGGGAAAUUAUGUGAUGUGGCUGAGGCAUAUUCAAAUGAUGAAACUGUCAAGGCAUAUGCUGUUACAGCAAUCAAGAAAAUAUAUGCAUUUGAAAUAUCAGCUGGAAGAAAAGUGGAAAUGCUACCCGAGUGUCAAUCUUUGGUGGAGGAAUUAUCAGCUUCUCAUUCUACAGAUCUCCAGCAGCGUGCAUAUGAAUUGCAAGCUGUCAUUGGCAUAGAUGCUCAUGCCAUUGAGAGUAUUAUGCCAUCAGAUGCAAGUUGUGAAGAUGUUGAGAUCGAUAAAAACCUUUCUUUCCUUGAUGGUUAUGUCCAACAGGCAAUAGAAAAAGGUGCUCAGCCAUAUAUUUCUGAGAAUGAGCGCACUGGAAUGUUAAAUAUCAACAAUUUUAGAAACCAAGAUCAGCCUGAAGCUCUAAGUCACAGUCUUCGGUUUGAGGCCUAUGAGCUUCCCAAACCACUGGUGCCAUCAAGAGUUCCUCCAGCUGCAGUUGCAUCCUCAACUGAACUUGUUCCGGUGCCUGAACCAUAUUAUGCUAGGGAGACACACCAGACUGCAUCAUUGCCAUCUGUGUCAGAUGCAGGAUCAUCAGAACUUAAAUUACGACUUGACGGUGUUCAGAAGAAAUGGGGUAGGCCUACAUACUCGUCUUCUGCAUCUUUGACCUCAACAUCUAGUUCCCACAAAACGACAAACGGGGUAACACAGGUAGAUGGUGUGGGUACUUCGAACUCAAAAGGACGUGAUACUUAUGAUUCAAGGAAGCCAUCAGUUGAAAUUUCUCCAGAAAAGCAGAAGUUGGCCAGUUCACUUUUUGGAGGUUCAUCAAGAACAGAGAAGAGGGCAUCUUCGGGCAACCAUAAAGUGUCCAAGGCCGCAGAGAAGUCGCACGUAGGGAAGGCAGCAGGUGCACACAGUGACACUGUAGUGGAGAAAAUAAAUCGGGAACCUACUCCAGACUUGCUUGACUUCAGUGAUUUAGCUGUUACUAGUACUGCCCCAUCUGUAGAUCCUUUCCAGCAGUUGGAAGGGCUUCUUGAUCAAACUGAAGCUACAUCAACCAUGAACAAUGGUGCAGCAGGUGCUUCAAGAACACCUGAAAUUAUGGGAUUAUAUGCAGAUAGUGCUGUGAGUGGGCUCAGCAGCAGUGUUGCCAAUAGAGAUGAAUUUAAUCUUUCAUCUGAAUUAUCAAAUGCUGCAAGGACUUCUCAAGUUGGGGUGUCACAAUUGAAUAAGGGUCCUAACCCUAAAGAUUCAUUGGAAAAGGAUGCACUUGUAAGGCAGAUGGGCGUUAACCCCACAAGUCAGAACCCCAACUUGUUUAAAGAUUUGCUUGGCUAGAACUGUUUGUUUGGCAGAUUUAUAAUCAAAAUGUUCAAGACUAUUCAGUUUGUUAUGCAUGGUCUUUCGGAGUGGCUGGUUAUAUGAUAUGAAAAGUAACUCAUUUUCAUGAGUUUCAGAGCCACACGCGGAGUUGUAAAGACACCCAUAUGGAGUGAUUUGAACUCCCUCAGUGGUGGUAAAAAUCAGUUCGGACUUGUAUUUGUUGAACAAUAUGGCUAUAGUUGGAAGUUGGUAUGCAUUUGGAAGUUGUUUCGGCCUAUGAGUGAAUCCAUAUAAGUGAAUCCAGAGCUUUUUCUUUGCGGCGAUUGAGGUUUUGGAGCACUCUAACAAGAUGAUCAUAUUGGACUCCAUUUACACUGCAUGCAUGGUCUAGUUAUGAAAAUGCUGUACUACGAGACUUCUUCCAUUUCUUUAGGGAGACUUGUGUCUCUCUUUCUUUUUACUUGCUUGGUUUCUCUAUUCAUGCUUGAGUUAUGUAGUCGUUUCUUACUGUAUGUGAGUAGCUCAUUUUUUUUCUGGGUCUUAAUUUUUUGGGUGUUAAUACACAUUCCAUAUAUGUAUGUUUAACCAAUCGUUGCUGUAACAAUAAUAAUGUGCGUUGGUUAUCCGGGC
Messenger RNA from Fragaria vesca subsp. vesca, 3522 nucleotides. RefSeq names its product AP-4 complex subunit epsilon-like. The coding region runs from base 1 to 2907 and encodes 968 amino acids. Gene Ontology annotation, biological process: receptor-mediated endocytosis; intracellular protein transport. Gene Ontology annotation, molecular function: cargo adaptor activity. Gene Ontology annotation, cellular component: AP-4 adaptor complex; membrane coat. NCBI's taxonomy places the organism in Eukaryota, Viridiplantae, Streptophyta, Magnoliopsida, Rosales, Rosaceae. The record is from RefSeq and is a predicted model, not a curated record. The transcript has 10 exons.